AUGCAUUGGGGAAUACCGAAGUACAUCAUUUGUGAUAAUGGUGCCGAAUUUUCAGGUAAACUGGUUAAACAGCUAGCUGAUCAGUAUAAAAUCAAAAUUCUUUACAACGCCAGCAGACACCCUCAAGCCAACCCCACCGAGAGAGUAAACAAAACUCUGGGAAAUAUGCUUAGAGCUUAUGUUGGAAGCAAUCAUCGGCAUUGGGACAAGGAGACACCAAAGAUUGGAUUCGCGUUAAGAAGCGCCAUACAUGAGUCAACGACUUACACUCCGGCCUACCUGAACUUUGGCCGAGAGCUGAACAUCAACCUUGAAGAAAACGAUGACACAGGUGAAGUGAUUCCAGAAGUAGAAGACAACAGGGACUACGGGAAGAAACUGGUAGAAUUAAAGAAGAUGUAUCAGGAAGUUCAAGAAAGGCUUAUUCAAAAUCACGAAAAGAAUGCAAAACGCUAUAAUCUCAGAAGAAGACCAAUGGACUUCAAAGUCAAUGAUCGAGUGUGGAAAAGGAACUUCCCGCAAUCGGACGCAGCCAAAGCAUUUUGUGCAAAAUUAGCACCCAAGUUUACAGGUCCUUUUAUAAUAUAA
Homalodisca vitripennis (glassy-winged sharpshooter) is the source of this 588-nucleotide messenger RNA. RefSeq lists its product as uncharacterized. Bases 1 to 588 code for a protein of 195 amino acids. The transcript has a single exon. Gene Ontology annotation, biological process: DNA integration. Gene Ontology annotation, molecular function: nucleic acid binding. NCBI's taxonomy places the organism in Eukaryota, Metazoa, Arthropoda, Insecta, Hemiptera, Cicadellidae. The record is from RefSeq and is a predicted model, not a curated record.